AAUUCAAAAUAAAGAAAUAUAUACAACACGCGAAACGUCAUUUCGACGACAUACACAAUACACACACUGUCACAUAUGGUCACACGUCACACUGGAGAAAACAUAGAUAUCUAAGCUUUAGUUGACUCAACUAGGAAAGCCAUGUCAACGAAGAUAUGGUCAUGACAGGGUGUAUUCGGAGAUCCUACCCCUAAGAUAACGUGGUGUUUAAUUGACCAAUCAGGACAAAUGAAAUGAAGAUUCUUUGUUCUGAUUGGUCAAAUAAAUGCUACUCUACCCUACGAGUAAGAUUUGCGAACAUACCUAGAAAGUUAGUACGCAUUAAUUUCGCUGAGUGUGCUGCGAACGUUUGCAACGCGUACAUACAUGUGCAAACAGGUUGUGUCAGGUCAAUGUGUGAUGUGACAGAUGCGAGCCUGCGAGCCAGCGAUCAGAUGAGAUCAAAGCUUGAUACAGAUUGACAAUUGAACGUGGGCCGCGAAAGAACGUGAAACAAGCAUGAACGAAACGCAGGGAAAAACUAUCGAAGAGGACGAAAUUAAUCUCUUCAAUCCCGCUAUACUAGAUAGAUUGUCGAUAUCGCAUGUCGUUGGAUUGUUCAUAAGACCAUUAAGAAGCACAGAUUAUGAAAAAGGUUUUUUAGUUCUUUUAUCUCAAUUGACUGAUGUUGGAAAUGUCAGCAAGGAACAAUUCUUAAAUAGAUUCUACAGCAUGAAGACUGCUGGUGGUUACUAUGUUGUAGUUAUUGAGGACACAAAUUCUGGAAAAGUGAUUGCAUGUGCAACAUUAGUUAUAGAACAGAAGUUCAUUCAUAAUUGUAGCUUGCGAGGACGUCUGGAAGAUGUAGUGGUCAAUAAUAAUUACAGAGGUAAAUCGUUGGGGAAACUAGUGGUGAAAAUAAUAAUGCAAUUAGCACGCUAUUUUCACUGUUAUAAAUUAUCUUUGGAUUGCACAGAUCGUCUAGUGCCAUUCUAUGAGAAUUUAGGUUUUAUACGAGAAACUAACAAUGCGAAUUAUCUUAAUAUGCGUUUCCAUAGUGAAAACGCCAGUGAACAAUCGCAUUUAUAGUAACUGAAUUGUUUUAUUGUGGUCUUAUCUGACGAUAAUGCCAAUUAACCAAUCAAAUACAUGUGGUGUAAUAUAUAUAUGAACAGAAAAUGUAAAAAAUAGCAUUAUAUCUUUGAUAAGAUUUCAAAUUUGGAAGCGAGAUACAUUUAGCGAAAUUAAAAUACUGCAAUCAAUUUCUUCUAAAAAGAAAAUCUCAUUCGUUUACAAAGAAUUAAGAAAAGAAUCAUGCUUUUUUUACAAGAGAAAAUUUAUUAUACUAACGUUUACGUAAAUUAAAAUAUAUCAAGUUUUAUGCUGUAUCUUUUAUAUUUUAAAUUAAGAUAUUAACACUGAAGUGUCUUUUAAAAAAAGAUGUGUCCUAUAUACAUAUAUACAUAUAAAAUAUAUUGUGACAUAUUAUAGCAUUAUAUUGCAUAGGUUAUGUAAAAAGUGAAAGUAACUGUUAAAUAAAAUAAUUAAUUUUUACUUAA
Molecule: messenger RNA, 1538 nt
Organism: Formica exsecta
Lineage: Eukaryota; Metazoa; Arthropoda; Insecta; Hymenoptera; Formicidae
Gene: Gnpnat
Product: probable glucosamine 6-phosphate N-acetyltransferase
Exons: 6
Coding region: 499-1068 (189 amino acids)
Biological process (GO): UDP-N-acetylglucosamine biosynthetic process
Cellular component (GO): endoplasmic reticulum; Golgi apparatus; endoplasmic reticulum-Golgi intermediate compartment
Molecular function (GO): monosaccharide binding; glucosamine 6-phosphate N-acetyltransferase activity
Source: RefSeq, a predicted model, not a curated record